UUAACUUACAGCUAUAGCUCCACAAUAACUUCAUUCACUAGUAAAUUGCAAAAGCUACAAUUAAUUUUAUACAUGGAUUCAUUUGUCGAAUCUAAAUAUAUCAUUCAUUCACUUUCACCCAUUGAUCAUCAUGAAACAACUACAACCUCAUCUCUAAGUACUUCUGAUUACUCUUCUGAACCAGAAGUGCUAAUGUUGGCUUCAGAAAACCCGAAAAAACCGGCGGGGAGGAAGAAGUUUAAGGUGACCCGACACCCGGUUUACCGAGGAGUAAGAAGUAGAAACAACGGUAAAUGGGUUUGUGAAGUGAGACAUCCAGACACACAGUCUAGGGUAUGGCUAGGGACACAUCCAAAUGCUGAAAUGGCAGCUAGAGCACAUGACGUGGCAGUUUUAGCCAUGCGGGGUCCAUCCGCGUGUCUCAAUUUCCGGGACUCGGUAUACAGGUUACCUGUCCCGGAAUCAAGCAAGAUAAAAGAUAUACAAAAAGCCGCGGCAAAGGCCGCGGAGGCGUUUAGAUAUACCGAGGUAGUGGUGGUGAUUGAGCAACGGAGGCCGGAGAUAAGUAAUAAUAAUAAUUAUAAUUAUAUGGAUGAAGAAGAGGUGUUUGGGAUGCCAGGGUUUUUUGCCAGCAUGGCGGAGGCACUCAUGGUACCACCACUAAUUGAUCAGACGGUGGGGUAUACUUCUUCUAGUUUUGUCGAUAAUAAUAUGGAUAUUUUCGUCGACAUGUCUUUAUGGAAUGUGUAGGGUUUUUUUUUUUUUUGUUUGUGCAAGUGUGAAUUAUUUUUUAUU
Messenger RNA from Erigeron canadensis, 795 nucleotides. Its product is annotated as dehydration-responsive element-binding protein 1E-like. Gene Ontology annotation, molecular function: DNA-binding transcription factor activity; DNA binding. NCBI's taxonomy places the organism in Eukaryota, Viridiplantae, Streptophyta, Magnoliopsida, Asterales, Asteraceae. The transcript has a single exon. Gene Ontology annotation, biological process: regulation of DNA-templated transcription. The record is from RefSeq and is a predicted model, not a curated record. The coding region runs from base 73 to 750 and encodes 225 amino acids.